UGCCCAGGAGUGGGUGCUGUUGAUCCAGAGCCUGAAGCAGCUCAGAGUGAACCUUAUAACAUCCGGAAACCGGACCCAGGAGGAAGUUUAGAGAAAGGGGCCCGGCCCGAGACAGAGAGCGGGGAGAGGGAGAAGGAAACACCGGGGCCUGGCCCGGCCCGAGACAGAGAGCGGGGAGAGGGAGCAGGAAACACCGGGGCCCGGCCUGAGACAGAGAGCGGGGAGAGGGAGCAGGAAACAUCGGGGCCCGGCCCGGCCUGAGACAGAGAGCGGGGAGAGGGAGCAGGAAACACCGGGGCCCCGCCCGGCCUGAGACAGAGAGCGGGGAGAGGGAGCAGGAAACACCGGGGCCCGGCCCGAGACAGAGAGCGGGGAGAGGGAGCAGGAAACACCGGGGCCCGGCCCGAGACAGAGAGCGGGGAGAGGGAGCAGGAAACACCGGGGCCCGGCCCGAGACAGAGAGCGGGGGAGAGGGAGCAGGAAACACCGGGGGCUGGCCCGGCCCGAGGGGGAGAGGCGCCUGUGUCCGGAGCUGCUCGGGAUGGUGGUGCUGACGGUGAUCGGGAGGGUGGCGGACGGCCUCCCUCUGGCCGCCUCGAUGCAGGAGGAUGAACAGUCUGGACGUGACCUGCAGCAUUACCAGAGCCAGGCCAAACAGCUGUUCCGCAAAUUGAACGAGCAGUCUCCCACACGCUGCACGUUGCAAGCAGGAGCCAUGACUUUCCACUAUGUCAUAGAGAAGGGAAUUUGCUACCUGGUCUUAUGCGAGGCAGCAUACCCAAAGAAGUUGGCUUUUGCGUAUCUGGAGGACCUGCAGACAGAGUUUGAUGAGCAGCAUGGGAAGCGGGUCCCGACAGUCUCUCGUCCUUACUCUUUCAUUGAAUUUGACACAUACAUUCAAAAAACAAAGAAAUCUUACAUUGACAGUAGGGCACGUAGGAACCUCGGCUCCAUAAACACAGAACUGCAGGAUGUGCAGCGAAUAAUGGUGGGGAAUAUUGAGGAGGUUUUACAGCGAGGAGAGGCUCUCUCAGCUUUGGACAGUAAGGCCAGCAGCCUGUCCAGCCUGUCGAAGAAGUACCGACAAGAUGCCAAGUACUUGAACAUGCGUUCAACCUAUGCCAAGCUGGCAGCUGUCGCAGUCUUCUCCAUCAUGCUGAUUGUUUAUGUGCGGUUCUGGUGGCUCUGAGAUUGGCUGAGGGUGAUGCUAAUUAAAGUUGAUUUGCUCUUGCUACACAUCAGUUUCCCUGAUAAUGGAGUGCUGGAGCUGUGAGCACACGUUCUCUUUCUAGCGACUUAGUUUGGGGCCCAGUCAGUCAAGAUUAUUGCUCUUUUUUGUUGUAGUUAGUGUAGGUGUGAUGGGGGCCUUUCAUGUUCAACACUUGUAAGAUUACAUUUAACUCUGUCAUGUUGAAACAAAGAAUCCUUUCUUCUACCCCAUUGAACUGAAACAUUCUAAUAUUUCAAAUUAUAGUCAGAACAAAUGAUCGUAUUUCUCAGAAGCAUUAUGAAGGGUUGAAAUGAUGAAAAAUAUGUUUAAAUGCUCUGUAGACACUCUGUGAUCUUUCCUCCUCUCUCUGUCUGUUGCUCUUUAUACACAGAUCCUGGUGAAGUAGCUGAGGAGGGCCAGAUUACUGCUAAUCAUAUAGUUUGUGCUGUCACUGUAUCGAUAUUAACAUUCAUUGAAUAAAUAAAAUCACUUAUGUUAA
Molecule: messenger RNA, 1709 nt
Organism: Carcharodon carcharias (great white shark)
Lineage: Eukaryota; Metazoa; Chordata; Chondrichthyes; Lamniformes; Lamnidae
Product: vesicle-trafficking protein SEC22b
Exons: 5
Coding region: 542-1189 (215 amino acids)
Biological process (GO): retrograde vesicle-mediated transport, Golgi to endoplasmic reticulum; vesicle fusion with Golgi apparatus; endoplasmic reticulum to Golgi vesicle-mediated transport
Cellular component (GO): SNARE complex; endoplasmic reticulum membrane; Golgi membrane
Molecular function (GO): SNAP receptor activity
Source: RefSeq, a predicted model, not a curated record